Messenger RNA from Mytilus trossulus (common blue mussel), 1675 nucleotides. Its product is annotated as shootin-1-like. The coding region runs from base 80 to 1531 and encodes 483 amino acids. Gene Ontology annotation, cellular component: cytoplasm; cell leading edge; axonal growth cone. Gene Ontology annotation, biological process: neuron projection morphogenesis; positive regulation of neuron migration. The record is from RefSeq and is a predicted model, not a curated record. NCBI's taxonomy places the organism in Eukaryota, Metazoa, Mollusca, Bivalvia, Mytilida, Mytilidae. The transcript has a single exon.
CAGGUAAGUAUAUCCGGCGAUUUCAAUCCAAAUCAUCAGCAUUGAAAACUUCCUGGUUAGCACAAAAGCUUCCUUAAAAAUGGACCCAAACGACUGUACAAACUGUGCUCAGUUGAAGCAAAUAAAGGCUCUAUCCAGGCAAGUUCUGAAAAAGUAUGACGAGCUGCUGCAUAAGUAUAAAGAAAAUGAGGAUCAAUAUAAUGAGAUUGUCAAAAGACUCAAAGAACGAGAAGGUAUGUUGGAAGAUAUGAAGAAAUUGAUUGAACCGGCUAUGUCCGAGCACGAAAGACUUAUGAUGAAGUACGAUAUUGAAAUUAGCUGUAGAAACGAGGCUGAAAAUGUUGCUAGAAAAAUGACAUUUCAAAACAACGCACUGAAACGUCAAUCACAGGCCUUACUUGAUCACAUAGGGAAAAUUGAUAUCACUCAAAUUCCAGCAGAAAUUUUAGAGGAACCAGAGGUAGAAAAUGAUUCUUACAAAGAAUAUACUGACACGCUUAACACUACAAUUCAAGAUCUAGAGGAAAAGGUAUCGUACUAUGCCACAGCACUUGCUGGAAGCAGAGAAGAAUUGAGUACAGAACGCGAGGAUAACAUCAGGUUGAAAAAGGUUAACUUUAACUUGAACAAAAAUCUAAGCCAGACUAAAGAUACCUUGCUUCAAUAUCAAAAUGCAAUGUUAGAACUGACAUCUAUGUCAGAAUCUGCUUAUGAGGAGUAUGAAGAAUUAAAGAACAAAUGUGAAAUCGAAGCGAAUAAGAGGAGUGAAACAGAGAAGGUCAUGCUUAAGAUUAAAACACAGAAUGAAGCAAUGAAAACCCAAAGUACCAUCUUGCUUUCCAAUGUAGCUAAUGACCAACAAUUGACCAAAGCUUUGUGUGAAGUAGAAGAGCUCAAGACGGACAAAUCAAAUUUGGAACAACAAGUGAAUAACCUUCAGAAAGAAUUGGAGAGUUCAUCUGAUGUCAAAUCGAUAGAAGAAUUGGAAACCGAGAAAUCUAAUCUCUCAAUUCAAGUCGAUGAUUUGACUAAAAAGGUAACAAAUUAUGAAAACCUGUACUCAAAUCUUGAAAAACAAUAUAAAGAACUUGAAGAAAAACUAGAACAGGCCCUGAGGCCACCUCCACCUCCACCGCCUCCUCUUCCUCCUCCGCCACCGACGACACAAUCAAAAGGAUUUUUGUCGAAAAUGGCUAGUAAAAAGAAGAGAGCAAACAUGCCUAACCAAGCAAAUGCAGCUGAUUUUGAUCAACAGAGCUAUGGACAAGCCAUGGACGAAAUGAUGAAAAGAAUAAAUUCAGGGAAUGCCCUGUCAAAAUCAUCCCGAGCUACGAGACCGAAGCCGUCAAAAACUGAACCGUCCGGAGCUAUGAAAGAGUUACACAGCGUACUAAAUCGUUACAAGAAACCUCACGAUGAAAGUGAUGGUGCUCCUGAAGAGUCGAAAAGCUCAAUAGAUCCAAAUUCAGAACUAUCUAAAGUCUUCAAAAGAGUAAAGAAAGCAAGUACAGACGACGUGUUUACUAAAUAACAUUCAUUAGUUCAACUUUGUACAGCCUGUUUGACCAUGUAUCAAGCUUUAACACGCUUUUAUGUCAGAUUUUAUAUUGUUAUUGAAAUACCAACCUUUAACUCAUUGCAUUUAUUUGGUAUUAAAACUCCUCAUAUUUAAAUU